AUGGAUACUCCUCAACAAGCCAAAGAAAGCUACACAGUAUCAUCUGAUGUAAAAAUAAACUCAGACAAGGAAGAUGAUGGAAGUCAACUCGGCCCUGCCAUGAAGAAGAAUCAUGAUGGAGUCGUACUUAUUCCUCAUCCAAGUGAUGAUCCAAGAGACCCAUUACUUCAAGUUGAGCCACAGGCCGAACUCUACAACAAGACUACAACUCAGAUCGCUUAUCAAAAUUUCGCUGGUUCGGUAGGUAUGGCCGCAGGAGGAUUCUUUUUCUUCCCAUUAUCGUAUGUCAUCGGACGUAGCUCUGCUAUCUUUUGGUCAUUGAUCGGUGCCAUAUUAAGUAAUGUAUGGGCAGCACUUAUGACAUACGAGAGUCAAUACAAUGCAUUCAUCGUCUCUCUAUUCUUUGGUGCACUCUUCGGUACCAUUACUGGAGUAUUAGGUCACGAAUCUUGGUUGAUUCAUUUUUCCUACACCAAAGAGAAAGAGCCUGUUUUUCAUUGGUGUUUUGAUUUUGGGACAGUGGCAGGACCAAUAUCAUCGGCUCUCAUUUCUGCAAAGUCGGAAUGGAUGAAUGCGUAUCGAUGGACGGCAGGAUUAGUUGAUUUGGCUGUCAUUUUGGUAUUUCUAUUUCUACAUGAAACCUCUUGGGAUAGAACGCCUGGAGCUGUUAAUCCUGAUCCACCAUCGUCUUUUAUUGCAAACAGGAUUGCAACAUUUCUUCCUGGUACCAAAGUUACAUCAAGGACAUCUUUCUCGCAGACUCUCAAAAUCGCAAAAUUUCCAUUUCUUAUUGCCAUCUCCCCAGUUUGUCUAGUCUUCAGUAUCUUCACAUUAACCAACUUUGGCUUCUACGUCGCCAUGAAAUCGCUUUCUCCAACAUUCCUUCAAAAGCCAGUUGCAGCAGGCGGAUAUAAUUUCACAACCCGGCAAAAUGCUGAAUCCUCCUUCACUCACUAG
Molecule: messenger RNA, 957 nt
Organism: Botrytis sinoallii
Lineage: Eukaryota; Fungi; Ascomycota; Leotiomycetes; Helotiales; Sclerotiniaceae
Exons: 5
Coding region: 1-957 (318 amino acids)
Biological process (GO): transmembrane transport
Molecular function (GO): transmembrane transporter activity
Source: RefSeq, a predicted model, not a curated record